UUCAUACAAUCUUUGCAAUUUUACGUUUCCUAAUUUGUAAGUUAAGCUUUGAUUUUUGGUGGUGUAAAUUCUAGGUUAUUCUUUGGCUUCCUUUAUUGAACAACAAGGAACCUCAAAUCUUCGUGUCCCAACGUUAUUUCAUUAUAUAAUUUUUCUUAUUAUCUAAGUAUUAUUUCUUCCUCGCUGCAAAGUGUAACUUGGUUGAAACCCUUAUUCAAGGCUCAUACCGGUGUUCUGUUUCUGUUGCUGUCAAUGAUUAAAGUGCAGCUAUUGCAGGAGUAACAGCUACAGCAGCACGAUAUCAGUACAGUUGAAACUAAGGUGCUUAGAAGUUGUUUUAAGAAAUAUAAAAGAUGGGUAUUUACAAGAAUCCGAGUACUAAUGCUAAAAGCGGAGAUUACCUUGAAGGGAUGUUAAGUGAUUAUGUAGGAGGAAAGGGGAAGGUGAAACAUCAUAAGAGUGGGUCAACUCGGUUAGUAACAACACUGACUUGCCUACAAUUCGCGUUUGCAAUUUAUGCAACGUUUCUUUUGUAUUACAUGAGUCCAUCAGUUGAUCUACGGACAAAACCAGACUUCUCAUGGGCAACUCAAUUUGCAAAGCAAUGGAAAGACUAUAUCAUCCAACCCAACAUUGUGAGCCACUAUCAAGAAGUAUCUAAUUUUGUAGCUACUGAAAUGCAACCAGCUGAAGUCUGUGAGCAGGAAAAGAUUGAUUUUAUGCAGAAGAAAUCCAACGAUGUUCAAAUGAUCAAGUUAAAGAGAGAGCUUUAUGAUGAGUUGUUGGAUUUUCAAAGCAAGAAUGUUGGCAUUGAGACUCUUGAGCAACUAAUGGCAAUGCCGUCAAAGUGGGAUUUGAAAAACAGACCAAAAGUUACAGUUAUUCUAAACCAUUUCAAAAGGAAAACUCUUUGUGCGCAGCUGGAUUCUUUGCUGCAGCAAACUCUACCCUUCCACCAUGUUUGGGUUCUCGCAUUUGGGAGCCCAAAUGAGCUGUUAUUAAGAAGAAUUGUCCAAAGCUACAAUGAUAGCAGGAUUAGUUUUGUGAGUUCAAACUAUGAUUUCAAAUACUAUGGAAGGUUUCAAAUGGCUUUGCAAACAGAAGCCGACCUUGUAUAUAUCGUUGAUGAUGACAUGAUACCAGGGAAGAAAAUGCUUCAGAUUCUGUCUCAUGUUGCAGGCACAGAAAAGUACAAGAAUUCAGUUCUAGGUAGCAUAGGGAGGAUUCUACCUUUCAGACAGAAGGAUUUCACCUUCCCCAGCUAUAGAAAGUUUCGAUCCAAGGAGGCUGGCCUUUAUCUCCCUGAUCCAGCUUAUGAUAUCCUUGUUGAAAAGGUGGUGCAGGUUGAUUUCCUCUCAAGCUCAUGGUUUUUGUCUGCCGAGCUUGUCAAGACUCUUUUCAUUGAGAAUCCUAUGACCUUUAUGACGGGUGAAGAUCUGCAUCUAAGUUAUCAGCUUCAGAAGUAUAGGAAUGCUGGCUCGUUUGUGCUUCCAGUGGAUCCGAAAGACAAGGAAACAUGGGGAGAUAGUGAACAUCGGCUUGCUUAUGUAUCAGAAACUACUGUUAUUUUCAAAGAUAUUGUUCAAGUAAGAGAUGAUCAGUGGUGGAGAGCCCUUUCAAGUGGUUAUGUAACACAAUGGGCAGCAAUGUACCCUCAAAAGAUUGACGCGUUGUUUUAUGCACACUCCAUUGAAGAAGUGAAGGCACUUUCUCCUCUUCUUGAGAAAUUUAGAUCUACUGUUGGUAAGAAGGCCUACAUUGUUGUCUCUGGGGGAAAGCACUGUCCUUGUGAAGAUGCUGCUGCAGCUUUGAACUGGCCAAAAUCAGUUUGUAAAGAGAGAAGAUUUAAAAUAUUUGACCUGGGAGUUGGUGCACUUUCAGGGGUAUCAAACUCUGAAGUACCUGUAGUACAAAGUGUUUACGCUAGCAUGAAAGGACUCAUUCAAAUUCACAACCCCAGUGUGGUAAUUGUUGUUAAUGAUAUUGAUUCUGAUGUGAAAAAGGCUUUGAAAAUGGCGUCUGAGACCGGUAAAAACGGUUCUAUGCUUGUUGUUCUACCUAGAGUAUCUGUGCCCAAGGUCCUUUGGAUGGCUGAUUUAAGAUCUACUGCUUUGCCAAAUUGGAACAAGAUGAGAAUUUCCAUCAACAUUAUCACCCAAAACCGUGUGCGUUCUCUGACGAGGCUUCUCAAGUCUCUGAGUAAUGCAUACUAUUUGGGUGAUGAUAUUCCAAUCUCAUUCAAUGUGGACAGCAGAGUAGAUGAGGCAACAAUAAAGCACUUGAGCACAUUUGAGUGGCCACAUGGGACAAAGACUAUAAGAAGGAGAAUCAUUCAAGGAGGACUUAUUCGUGCAGUGAGUGAGAGUUGGUACCCUGCUUCAGAUGAUGACUUUGGUCUAUUACUCGAAGAUGAUAUCGAAGUCUCUCCUUACUACUAUCUAUGGAUCAAAUAUGCACUCUUAGCCUACCAUUAUGACCCUCAAGUAUCAUUUCCUGAGCUAUCCUCCAUUUCUCUUUACACACCUCGAAUAGUUGAAGUUGUGAAAGAGAGACCCAAAUGGAAUGCAACAGACUUCUUUAAACGCAUUCAUCCAAACACCCCUUAUCUCCACCAGCUACCCUGCAGUUGGGGCGCUGUUUUCUUCCCAAAGCACUGGAGAGAGUUCUAUGUUUACAUGAACAUGAGGUUUACUGAGGAUCCCAAGAAAAACCCGGUACAGAUUCCUAAGUCUAGAACUAAUGGAUGGCAAGCUUCAUGGAAGAAGUUCCUGAUUGACAUGAUGUAUUUACGAGGGUAUGUGAGUCUGUAUCCUAACUUUCCAAAUCAAGCUAGCUUUUCAACAAAUCAUAUGGAACCUGGAGCUCACAUAAGUGCUAAGGACAAUGUUGUGAAGCAUGACAAGACAGAUUUUGAGGUACCCUUAUUGGCAAAUGACUUCAGAAACUAUUUGCCUAAUGGUAAGUUGCCUUCAGCUUCUAGAUUGCCAUCGCUUAACCUCUUCAACCAGGCUGUUUCUCUCAAGGGCUUGAAGUCGGCUGGCGCCAGGUUGAGAAUGGAUGUCAUCAACUGUACUGCACAAGAAAUUGUAACAGUUCAUCAUGUUACAGGCCUACCUAACCAGUGUGCCAAGUUCUGAGACCUCUAAUUUAUUCGAUGCUCUAAAUUUAUAUUCUUUCUUUUUUAUUACUUUUAUAGCAUCAACACUUGAUUUUGACUCUUAGUUGUAAGUCCAUGUAAACACUAUUGUAAGAAUAUUCACAAACGCGAUUUUAAAAUUUGUUUCAUUGCAUUUGUACAUUUGUAAUCAAACCCAAACUGGCUUCCUGUGCUACAUUAAACCAAAGAGAAUCUAUUGAAUUUUGUUA
This is a messenger RNA of Spinacia oleracea (spinach), 3366 nucleotides long. RefSeq lists its product as uncharacterized. NCBI's taxonomy places the organism in Eukaryota, Viridiplantae, Streptophyta, Magnoliopsida, Caryophyllales, Amaranthaceae. The coding region runs from base 354 to 3137 and encodes 927 amino acids. The record is from RefSeq and is a predicted model, not a curated record. The transcript is spliced from 5 exons.